GGAGUUUCUAUUUAACUCACAUAUUUCCUCAAUUGGGUACUCAUUUUCAGCCAUGGUAUAUGUCAAAACAAAGCCUCAGAGUGGGAUACUUCACGAAUAUUCUCCAGGAUUGACAGCCUUUCAAUUUGGCGGAGGACAACCAAAAAAUGUCCUAGUGUUCAUUGGUGGCCUUGGUGAUGGUUUACUCACGGUACCUUAUGUUGCUAACCUAGCUGCAAACAUUCAAGAAUCAACGAAUGGCGAGUGGACAGUUGUACAGGCGUUGAUUUCUGCUUCAUAUCAGGGGUGGGGUACUAGCACAUUAUCUAGAGACGUUAAAGAAUUGGGUCAACUUGUUUCUUACCUCAAAUCUUCUGAUGGAGGAAGUUUCAAUAAAGCUGUAUUAAUGGGACAUCUGACCGGUUGUCAAGAUACUCUUUACUAUAUAAGCAAGGCUAAUCCCGGUGAUGUACCAAGCUUAGAUGGUGCCAUUUUGCAAGCUCCCGUAUCGGACAGCGAAGGUUUUGCUCUUGGGUUUAAAAAUAAAGCAGAAUUUGAUAAAUCUAUUGAAAUUGUGCGUAAAGAAUAUAUUGAAACUGGAAAGGGCCAACAUAUAUUACCAGAGAAGUUUAGAAGAGAAUUUUGGAAUACUCCAAUUACCGCUUACAGAUAUUAUUCGCUUGCCAGUGAACGAGGAGAUGACGAUUUCUUCUCAUCAUAUUUAACUUCAAAGGAUCAUGAAUUGACUUUUGGGAAAGUAAGUAUCCCUUUAUUAGUCUUGUAUGGUUCUAAGGAUGAAUUUGUUCCAGAAUCAGUAGAUAAAUCAAAGGUAAUUAAUGGUUGGAAAGAUGCGACUAAUCCUAAAUAUUGGAGUCCACUUAGUAAAAUCUUACAAGGUGCCUCGCAUAAUGUUGGACCAAAAUCAGAUAGUGGUGCUGAAGAAGAUCUUUUAUCUACUGUUUCUGAAUUUAUCAAACAAUUUUAGAUAUAAUAUUAUAUUCAUAUAUACAUUACUAAAUCA
This is a messenger RNA of [Candida] anglica, 1000 nucleotides long. The record is from the annotation of a GenBank genome assembly. NCBI's taxonomy places the organism in Eukaryota, Fungi, Ascomycota, Pichiomycetes, Serinales, Debaryomycetaceae.